This is a messenger RNA of Saxophila tyrrhenica, 978 nucleotides long. RefSeq lists its product as uncharacterized. The transcript is spliced from 5 exons. Lineage: Eukaryota; Fungi; Ascomycota; Dothideomycetes; Mycosphaerellales; Extremaceae. Bases 1 to 978 code for a protein of 325 amino acids. The record is from RefSeq and is a predicted model, not a curated record.
AUGGUGAGAUCGAAUGACAUUCCAGGGCUGGUCGUGGAGGUGACGGUAGGCGGAGAGGCCUUGAGGGAGUACCAAAAGGAUGAUCUCGAGGAUGUCGCACGCACGACCACACGAUACAUCGAAGCCGUGACGGGCCAGGAGUUCGUGGUGUCGAUCAAACUCCUCGAGGACUUCAAGUUCAUGGGCAACUGCCUCGCAGCGAAGGUCUACGCCGACGGAACUAUGCUGACAUCGGCGCUCAUGUGCUAUGAGCUUGAUGUCCGUGAGGUGGAGGGCAUUGAGAUAGGUGAUGAUACCGUCAGGAAGGCGAGUUUCGCUGAUGUCGAAAUCGUGAGCGAUCGUGGUGUUGUGCCGGGCGAGGCGUCCAAGGUCAAGAAUGUCGGUACCAUUGUGGUUGUUUUGUCGCACGAGCAGACUACCGAAGAGGACGACAGUGAGGAUGAAUACAUCCAAAAUGCGAUCGCAGCAAUCGAGAGCAUCUCCAAGAAGGAUGUGAAGGGGCAAGCGAUAUCGCACAAAGCAGAGUUCGCGGAUGCGAUGCCAUACUCGACGACAUACGUCAGCAGUCAGCCGGUCGUCGGAGAGCCCAAUCCUUUCGCCACGAUCGUCUUCCGUUAUAGGUCUCACGGAGCGAUGCUACAAGCCUUGCGCAUCAUCGAACGCACCCCCACGCCACCACCACCGGAAGAGCGUGACCAUGCUGCGCUCAGCCCAGAGGACAUAAGGGACAUGCAGCGGAGGCUGGUGGAGCUCACGAGGCAGCAGGAAGAGCACGUCCGCGUGAAGCGCGAGCGCGAGGAUGGGGAUGACAAUCCCCGCCCUCGGAGAGUAGCACGAGCGGCAGCCGGCGAUACCCAACUGGAGCUUGACGACACUGGUAGCUUCCGUGAUCGAUCGGAGACGCUCGCACCAGCUGAUAGGGUGGUCAUCGAGAUGAUUGAGGCAGCACCGUUGCGCAACGCCACACAGCAAGCUUGA